AUUAAUUACAUGAAAUGUCAAUGGUUAACGUAGAAGAGUAGUCUUAUAAAAGAUCUCAUUUCCAAAUAUUUCUGCAUACAUGAUACAUGUGCCUGUCUACAUCUAACGCAAUAUUGUAGCGUUUCUAGUACAUUUUCAAAGUUGACCAUGCAUAUUUGAUACUAGUACUACGGUAUUUUGAGGGACACAAUUGUUUGUUUGAUGUUUACUCCAUUUUUUAUUAAUUGCAACACUAAAUCUAACGCAUAAAUAUAAUUAUUAGCGUCUUUAAUUUUCUAUUAAUUUAAUGAUAAAUACCUGAUAUUUUGAAAAUAUCCAUUAAGAUAACUCCAACCGUUUACAUACUAUGAUACUUUUUUUUAGGCGAUACUAUGAUACCUUUUUUUUAGGCCAUACGAUGAUACUUUUAUAUUGAUUAAGAUGAGUAUAUGGAUAUUGCAAAGGUUUUACAUUAGCUUUUUUUGAAUUAUUUUUCCACUAAUAGUAAUAGGAUAGGAGCAAACAAGUGACAAGGCCUCUAACUGAGCUAAAUCGUCAAGAUAUCCAAGUACUUUUGAUGUCUGAAAACAUAUAAUAAAAUUGUCUACUUGCCAAAUUGCUGUAUUUUUUUUGUUAAGAAAUGAAAUAAAUUGACAAGAUUAUGCAUAGCAUAGUACUUUUUUACAUGGUUAUGGAAGUUAGGAUGGGUAAAAUAUGGUGUUGUAUAGGCUUGUUGCUACUGAUGCUAACAGAAUUCUCAAAUGGAGAUGACUAUGCUGUAAGAGGUGAAAGGAAGCCCCUUAUUAUCAAUUUCGGAGACUCGAAUUCAGAUACUGGAGGAGUGUUAGCUGGUACUGGACUUCCCAUUGGCUUGCCUCAUGGCAUUACAUUCUUUCACAGGGGUACUGGUCGAUUAGGCGAUGGUCGUCUCAUCAUUGAUUUCUUCUGUGAGCACCUGAAGCUGGGCUAUCUGAGCCCAUAUUUAGAUUCAUUAUCACCAAAUUUUACCAGCGGAGUUAACUUUGCAGUCUCUGGUGCAACCCUUCUUCCUAAGUUUGUACCUUUUGCAUUGAGUGUCCAAGUUCGCCAGUUCAUUCAUUUCAAAAACCGGUCACUUGAGCUCGUGUCCCUUGGAUCUAAGGACUUGAUCAAUGAAGAGGGGUUUGAUAGUGCACUUUACAUGAUUGACAUUGGACAAAACGAUCUUUUGAUGGCCCUUUAUGGUUCAAACUUAACCUAUGAACCAGUUGCUCAAAAGAUCCCAUUCUUUCUUGAAGAAAUUAAAUUAGCUGUGCAGACAAUGUACCAAUAUGGUGGGCGAAGAUUUUGGAUCCACAACACAGGGCCCUUAGGCUGCCAACCCAAAGAAUUUGCCCUACAUUAUUCCCCUAAAAGCAGUGAUCUUGAUCAAGCUGGAUGCCUUCGUGUACAUAACCAAGUAGCAAAGACCUUCAAUAAGGGGCUUCGCUUGCUUUCACAUGAUCUAAGAUUGGUUUACAAAGAUGCUGUCAUUGUGUAUGUGGACGUAUAUUCUAUCAAGUACAGCCUCUCUGCUAACCCUGAAAAAUAUGGAUUCAAGAACCCUUUUGUAGCUUGCUGUGGUCAUGGGGCUCCAUACAACUAUGACAGAAAUGCAACGUGUGGGCAGCCGGGGUCUAGCAUCUGCAGCAAUGUGUCACAGUCGAUAGUUUGGGAUGGGGUUCACUAUACAGAAGCUGCCAAUCGUGUAGUAGCAACAAAGAUACUGUCAGGACAGUAUUCUACUCCACUACUGAAGCUUGAACAAAUCUGGGAUUCUUGAUAUACUUAUAAUUAGGCUAAUCACUAGACUUGCUUGAACUUGGGUACGGCCUUAGCUUGCUGGGGCAACAGGCCUCGUACCACAGCAGGCUGAGCCGAGGAAAAGAUGUGUCGUGCUGGUCUCGUUCCCAUUUUCUAAAGAGAGCCCAGCUCAUGUGUCGUGCCAACGGACCUCCAUAAGAAAUUUUACGGUUUCUUUUACCAUUUUGGUUAAAAUUGAGUAGGCCGGAGGUGGACAACCUAGCAUGCCAGUGCCGUGAUAUACAUAAUACACAAUACAUAAUACAUGUAUGGCCGUGCCAGUAGUGGGCUGGUGCAACCCAUGCCCAGCUCUAAUCCUAAUUUUAUUAAAGAGUAUUUUGUCAGAAGCUGAAGCUACAAUUUGUGAUUAGUAAUUGCAUUUUCUUAGCAAUCCGUACGAGGAUUAGUUUUAAAUAUGUGUG
This is a messenger RNA of Beta vulgaris subsp. vulgaris (sugar beet), 2222 nucleotides long. Its product is annotated as GDSL esterase/lipase At3g62280. The transcript has 6 exons. The record is from RefSeq and is a predicted model, not a curated record. Gene Ontology annotation, molecular function: hydrolase activity, acting on ester bonds. The coding region runs from base 641 to 1780 and encodes 379 amino acids. Lineage: Eukaryota; Viridiplantae; Streptophyta; Magnoliopsida; Caryophyllales; Amaranthaceae.